UCCAGUUGGGGCGUCGCGAUGCUCGUGAGAUAGACAUACGAGACAAAAAGCUCCCACUAGCCUCAAGAGAAGUGCAAAGAAGUUAUACCUCAGUUCGUUGUGCGUGUGUUAGGAGCGCAAUUUCUUGGAUCACUUCCGUGAGGAUAUCUUACAACGCAAAAAUUGCCAGCAAUAAAAUUGUUACGAGAUAUUAACCGAAUCACGGAUUCACAUCGAUCGACUACGAUUUGCGUCUGCCGCAACCUACAAAUUUUACCUGGAAACACAGAUCUUGAGAAUAGAACUUCUAUAGACUAUUUUAAGAAGUUGCUAAAUCCAAUCAUGCAAGCAAAACGUUAACAAUAACAUCCGAGUAAAUUAGGCUGUGAGGAUAUCAUGAGACUUUUAUUUCACACACGGUGCUCCAAUUUCAGAAUUUAAAAUAGAAUAAUACUGUUCUCGAUUACCUCAAGAAAUCGCCAGUUACCAAGCUUGGUAAUAACAAGCAAGAAUCUACAUAAAUAGCGUUCGAGUUGAUAAAUCUGAAUGAUUUUAUAUCUCAGAUCUCAAGAUUUAAAAUAGUAACAUUUUGUGUCCUUUUGAAGUACAAUGAUACCCAAGACAAGACUGUAAAUUGUCAUUGAAUAGAAUAGAAGAAUCUACAGUGAAUAUACCAGAUGGUGGUGGUAUUGGUGGAUUAAAACGCGGCUGUCUCUCUCAAAUCGUCCGUCAGAUUCUCGCGAAUGUUCGAUCGGCAUGGCGACGCAGGCGAUUAAUCAUCGUCAUUAUCCGAUCAUUGCAUCCGAGAGCCGAGAGAAAGGCGAUGCUGCUGACGAGGGAAUCAACGCUGCCGUUGACGCCAGAAUGUCGUACCCUUGAUCCCGUCACGUCGCCUCGGUGAACGGUUUAGCGCCUGUUGAGAUCGUGAAUGGAAGAUUUAUUAACUCGCAUCGUAUCGCGAAUAAUCUAACGUACGAUUUUACAGAAGUGAUGAGAUGUUGCAAGCUUGAAAAAAGGAAUCCAGGAAUAAAAUAGCGCGACAUCGUUGAAAUUUAUCUUUUAUCCACAUUUGACGAUCAUCGCAGUUGGCAACAUGUCUUCCAGAGUCAAGCAACAGAUUCGCAUAACGAUCUUCUUCGACGAUGGCACCGUGGUGAUUUACAUCUGAAUCGGCGACGUGGUGACGCAAAUAAAACCAAAGCGGGAUCAGCGACGACGAUUGCGGAGGGAAGAGAGGAGACUCGUGAAAAUUCCAAGGAGCAAGGACGUCGAGAGGGAAAGGAAAGAACACGGCAAAGAAGAAGAAGAGGAAGAAAGGGAAUCAGCGGAGGAAAGGCGAGCGCCUCCCUUUGAAUCGCCACUUAGAAAACCUGGACUCGUCAUACUCAUCUGACGAUCGUCGCAGAAUCUCCGGAAGAAUUCAAGAUUUCGGGGAUAAAGAAACGUUAUCGUCGUAACGCGAGGGAGAAAGAGGGAUAGAGCGAAAUAAAUUGACAAUACGAUGGAAACGAGACAAGACCAUCGAUCGACGAUAGAGAUCUUCGAGAAAAACGAAUCGCGAUCGGACGAAUUGCCUAUCGCGUUGAUCCAUAGAGCUGGAAUCUGUGAUCUUUUGGCGAGACAGACAAUGGCCUGGUGUCAUUACUGGCUGCAAACAUUUCCCAUAAGAAUGACGUUGAACAACGUCGGAUUGUUGACGGUGCUCCUGGCGAUAGUAUCGCCGCGAUCCUUAAUUUACAGGCUUGUUUAUCCGAUUUUCAGAUUGGUUUUUGGCACCCUCUACCCAGCGUACGCUUCCUACAAGGCGGUGCGCACGAAGAAUGUUAAGGAAUAUGUCAAAUGGAUGAUGUACUGGAUCGUAUUCGCACUAUUCACGUGCGCGGAAACAUUUACCGAUGUCUUCUUUAGUUUUUGGUUCCCAUUUUACUAUGAGAUUAAAAUCAUCUUGGUACUGUGGCUGCUGAGCCCGGCGACUAAGGGCUCCAGUAUCCUUUACCGACGCUUCGUGCAUCCCGCGCUAAUCCGUCGUGAAGCCGAGAUCGACGAAGCCAUAGCACGCGCGACUGAGCAGGGUUAUACGGCAGUGUUGCAUCUUGGUACCAAGGGCGUCAACUAUGCCACCACGGUCCUCAUGCAGACCGCCAUCAAGGGUGGCGGCGGACUGGUGCAGCAAUUGCGAAAAAGUUACAGCCUCAGUGAUCUAACCGGCGAAAAGGAGGACGAAAAUAGGAACACAUCCGAUGCGCAUGACGAGACAGACAUGGAAGUAGAACCUCGUCGAAGAGAGCAUGCCGGUAGAAGAGGCUAUAGUCCUCGUAGAACCCAGUCCAGCAGCAACGCGUCUCGAGUAGACUUGUAUUUUUCCGAAGUAGAUGUCGACGUCCGACAACCAAGGCCUAGGGAACCCAUAGCUAGUUUAACAAAUAUAAGGUCUUCGGACGACAUAUCUAGCGGUUAUAGUAGCGGUGAGGCAUUGCAGUCUCAGCGCAUUACUUCUCAGGUUGACGCCUUAGUAAGAACGUCGAGCGUCGGUGCGAGAACGCGCGUAAAGCCUCGUUCUACCACGAAGAAGACGCCAGAAGACAAGGGCAAGGAUUUCAACCGCAUCGAACUUCCAUCUCCUGAAAAUAUCUCCCUUCCGUCGUCCCUGAAUGCCCUCACUCCCGAACAAGCUGUCGAACUUCUGCUAUUGUUUUCUCAGAUUAAGAAAUUGAAAGAUUGCUCGAUCACUGAAUCUACCGCGACUCAUAUCGAUGAAUCCGCGAAUGAAAAUCUAUCUGCGAACGAAAAUCAAUCCGCCAACGAAAAUCAAUCCAUGAACGAAAAUCAAUCCAUAAACGAAAAUCAAUCCAUGAACGAAAAUCAAUCCGCGAAUGAAAAUCAAUCUGCAAACGAAAAUCAAUCUGCGAGCGAAAAUCAAUCCGCAAUAAAAAUAGAAGACAGCGAAUCGUCAUCGACAGAGUCGAGUGAAUUUGUAGACACAGAUUCGACUCAAAUAGACUUACAAACGGUGCAAACUAUAGAAAUUGAGAAUAUCUCGAUGGAAAAGCUAUCGAUUCCGGCAAUAGAAAACACAGAUAAAAUAAAUGUCGAUAAUUCGAUUAACGAACUUGAUUUUCAGCAAAAUGAGUCUCAAAUGCAAAUUGAAUAUAUCGAUGAAAAUUCAAAAGAAGAUCAGAUAGAUUCUUCCCAAAAUCCCGAUAUCAAUGCUGAUAUUGAACAAACAACUAACGAAAUAUGUCAACAAAAGUUUAAUGAGUUAAAGGAAUUGUUAAACGACGCACAUAAAAUUGCGACAAGCAUCGUAUCUUCCCAAGAAAAGUUGAAUACACUCGAUAAAGGUAAGGAACAUGAUGUUUCAGAAAUAAAAAUUGAUGAUUCUCUAAAUAGGAAUAACGAUACCAUGAUCCAGCGUUCUGUGACACCGAUUUCAAGUUGCAAUUUUGACGGCGAUAAUCGCGCAGGGAAAUACCAUAAAAAACCCGCUCCGAAAACUCCAUUAGAUAUUGCAGCAACAACAAAUAAUGAAAACAUUGACGAAAACAUUGACGAAUCUCAAAAUGCUUUGAAGGCUACUUUAAUUAUUAAAACUGGAAUGUUAAGAACUGUUCCAAAUGCGGACGCUACGAAAGAGAUUUUUUUGCCCACGGAUUUGAAAAAGAAAAAGAAAAAAUCUAACAGAUUACGCGCUAAAGAGAGUUUUUCCAAAUUAUUAACGAUCCCAAAGAACAUCUUUCACAAUGCUUUUCAUAAGGACCAAAGCGAAACUUCUUCCAAAGAGGACGAUUCCAGCUCUACAUUCUCCGAGACCAGCGAAUCAGCAUCGAGAUCGGGUAGUAUUGGGUCUCAGGUGUAUGUGGACGCAUCCGCGAAAUUAUCAACUUCGAAACAGGAAAUAGAUAUGGAAGAGAUUUCACUAAAAGAAGAGCAUAAUGAUAUUAAAAGUUUUUAUAAAGACGUCAAUUCUUUUGCCGAUAAAUCAGAUACUUUUAUUAUACCAUUGAAUGAAACAGAUCUCAAUGAAAUUAAAAAUAAUAAGAUUCGAGACGAUACAAGAAAUAUGGAAAACUUUGAAAAUUGUGAAAAGAAUCUUGAAAGUAAAUCCAAUUUUGAGAUUCGUGAGAUGGCACAGCCGUUGCCUCACAACAGCAAAACAGAGAUAAUUACUGAUAUUAAUUAAAUUCAUUUCAUAGAAAGUAUUUAAUCACUACAUGUAUUUGUUUUUGCAAAUAUUCUUAAGAUAUAAGAAAAAAAGCUUGUUCCUUCUGCUAUCCUAUUUUCCCAUAUUUCAUAGAUAUUUUAUCCUAAUUCGGGAAAUCCGGGCAGAAGAAUUGGACUGAUCCGUUAAGAUCAUUACGAGUUUCGCUACUUUGCCUCGCAGUAAGAAGACCAGUAAGAAAAAGGUGGCAUGAAACUUAUCUGCUGCUGACCGUAUUAAGGAAUAAGACUAAGUCUCUUUUCUAAUAGAAGCUAAUUCUCUUCAUCGGCGUGCGAAUCUAAUUUUGCACGGAGCCAUGUUUAACGGGCACAUGCUAUUGGUCAGCAGCCACUAUCGAUUAGCCGAAACACGUGAUGUAUACAAUUAAGUGUCUCUAGCACCGAUACUUUUUAAUUUUUAAUACUUUUUAACUUUUUAAUCAUUGAUUUAUAUUUUAUCGAUCGCGCGCAUUAAUAUUUAUUAUUCGAAGAGAAACUCAUUCUUUUCUCAAAGUUAUUUGCAAGGAGCUCGCUAGAUAUAUGCAAGACACAAACAGAAAUUCUAUCUUAUCAUAUUUUCCCAGGAAACAUACAUAUAUAAAUAAUAUUUGUAUUGAUCAUAUGUUACACCGUUGCUCACAGUCAUCCGAAAUGUUGUACACAUUAAUAUCCUGGAUAAUUUCCCAUAUGUAUCUCUCUCUGGAGAGUCUAGCUUUUAUAUACUAACGUUUGGUAGUGCUGUUAUAGUAAGGGGGACUUGAUACAUAUUGCACGCAGUAUAUCUGCUUUAAUAAUAAGCUUUGAUUAUACGUAACGAAAUUUUUGCCAUACCUGCGGUGUAGCCGAAUGACAUAGAAAAGUUCUCGUUACCCAAACGGAGAAUCAAUGAAAUGUUGAUUCUUCGGCGUCACGUACAAUAAAAGAAACUCUACAUCCUGCGAAACUAUGUAGAAUGACUUUGAUAUUGCAAACGCUAUUGUAACUCGAACAAACUUCUAGGGUCUAGUCAAUAGAAAAAUCUGAGUAGGAACUGAGGCCAUACUGAAAUAGUGCCACGCGAUUACUCCUCCCUUCUCCCUCCCCCUCCCCUCGUAUUCUCCUUUUCGUUAUCAAAUAAUAAUGUUUGAUGGACUGUGUCUAAUUAUGAUUGCGUAUACAAAGUAUAUCGUAUGAGUAUAAUUGAAUAGCUACUCUAUCCUUUACGGAAUCUGAAGUUCGAGAAAUCGCACGAGUUUCUUAAAAACUCUAGAUAAUUAUGCGAUCCUGCUUAAGGACCAACAUUUGUCUAUUAAAUUGUGACAAAUUGUAAGAAUAUUGUUAACAUUUCGUGAAAUCGUUUUCAAUUUUUGCACAUUUCGAUGAUUCAAGGAUAGGAUACGUACACUUUGAUAACGAGUAUUUUAUGACGCUGGUUAUAUUCUUAAUUUCACUUUUAUGCGUUCAUAGUUUAAGAUAUAUCUAAAUUUGUGUGUGCAAUUUACAGCUUAUUUAAGUAUUUAUUCUAGUAUCCUUUUUGGAUUAUAAUUGCGUUUUUCGUAUCGAUAUUCUUUUACAGCGAACGAUUUUCGUUCGCUCAUGAGACUUACGCACAAGUGCUAUUGAUGACUAUUUUAAAUUAACUGUAUGUAUUAACAAAUUCAUAUAUAUAUAGUUUAUUGCAUUGUAAUUUAAUGUUCAUUGCAUAUCUUAGGAGAAAUUAACAUAUUAUGUAAUUAAUGUAAAAAUUAGGAAAAAGAAAGAAAACGUAAGAGGCGCAGCGUUAAUUUAUUAGUUAAAAGCUCGAUAAGAGCAAAAUAUUUGAUUUGUUACUCGAUUGACGGUUGUUGAUUUUGCGUAUAUAUAUAUAUGUUGUACGCGAGAUUCGCAAACAAUCAAUCGAGAAAGAAAAAUGUAGCAAAUGCUCAUAACUCGUUUCAUGGAGUAUAAAUAAAUCAUGUAAAUGCAAUCUACGAAAAAGAAUGUAGAAUAAUAUAUCAUUAUAUAAUACAAAUCUAUAUACAGAAUAGAUAUUUUUAUGAAAUUCAGAUAUUUGCUUGAAAUUGAAAUACAUUAUACGCAUUUGCUGCAUUUUGUCUGCAUCUUUGAACACGACUCAUUGGAAAACGUUAAUACGUAUUCAUCUCGAACUUUAUAUAUGCGAGCAUAUGUGAUAAGAAAGUGAGUGUGAGAGAAAAUGCUCAAUUAUGAAUCUUUAUCGGUAUUAAAAAAAACGGUCAGUUUCCUAGAUCUUAUAGAUAUAUACACAUAUAUCUCUUGUUCUUUAUAAGUAUUUACGCCUCCGGCGCAUAAAUUGUGUGUCCUGAGCUCUAUUGUGGUGCUGCGAUCUUUGUAAUUUGUUUUACAGUUAUGUAUAUAUAUCUCGAUAGUAUGAAAAAAAAACAAAAUUGAGGAUAUGUUCAAAACAAAGUUACUCUCCGCGCGUUUUUAGAGUUUCCCGAAAAAUUAUCGAAAAUGCUGAGUGAGAUCGAUUAACGGUUAUUCAAUUCAGACACGUAGCAUAGAAAAUAAAUGACAUUAAAGUACGA
Messenger RNA from Camponotus floridanus (Florida carpenter ant), 6701 nucleotides. Its product is annotated as TNF receptor-associated factor family protein DDB_G0272098. Bases 1481 to 4159 code for a protein of 892 amino acids. NCBI's taxonomy places the organism in Eukaryota, Metazoa, Arthropoda, Insecta, Hymenoptera, Formicidae. The record is from RefSeq and is a predicted model, not a curated record. The transcript is spliced from 9 exons. Gene Ontology annotation, biological process: endoplasmic reticulum tubular network organization. Gene Ontology annotation, cellular component: endoplasmic reticulum tubular network; cytoplasmic microtubule; endoplasmic reticulum membrane. Gene Ontology annotation, molecular function: microtubule binding.